AAAAAAAAAAAAAAAAUCCCCCGUUUUACAGCCAUGGCUACGGUAAUUGCUUGGAUAGGCCUCAAAAAGCGCCUCGAGAAGUACCUUAUCAAACGCAAACGUAGCUCCCUUGAGUAUGUGGUCUUGGCCACAUUGGGCUUUGUAGUCGCAGCCACACUUAAGUAUCCCGAUAGAGCAUUUCUAACCACACAACGACCAGACCUCAAAGCUUCUAAGAAAGCUGUGCGCGGCUAUCCGUUAAUCGGUAACCUCCCUACUGUCAUCAACCAACGCCAUGAUCACCUGUCGUACGCCUACAAUUAUACUGCUAAGCACGGCGAUGUCAUCGCUAUUACGCUACCGUUCUUUGGUCAAAUUAUCAUUAUCAACCGGCCAGAACUUAUGGAACAUAUCCUCAAAACUAACUUUGAUAACUAUGUCAAAGGUAACAUCUUCCGGUGGCUUCUGUCCGAUGUCCUCGGUAACGGCAUCUUUGUCACUGAUGGGGAUGAAUGGAGGCUUCAUAGGAAGACAGCUUCCAACAUUUUUACGACAAAACUUUACCGAAGUCUAGUUGAGGGUGCCUUUAGAACCAGCGCCCAUGAUCUCUGUCAGGUUAUUGAAACCCAAUGCUGCCUCUCCAGUGAAGCCAGCGAAUCACCAAAAGAAGUCAUUCCCAUCGACCUUCAGGCCAAUUUCUUUAAAUUGACUUUGGAUGCGUUUGCGAAAUUGACCUUUGGUAUCGACUUCAAAUCACUGACAUCUUCAGGCCCCAACGAGUUUGCAGAGGCAUUUGACUACUUAACGGCUGCAGCAGAUGCCAGGCUAGCUAAUCCACUCUGGUUCAUAACUGAGAAAUUCCCUGGAAACCGGAGGCGACAUCAGGGCGCAAUCGCUACAUUGGAUAAGUAUGCUUUCCUUGCCAUUUCAAGCCGACACUCUGAGACACCUGAACAGAAAUCGAGUCGACCACAAGAUCUUUUGGAUUAUUUUAUUAAUCAUAAAAGGGAUGACGGUACAACACUUACAGACCGAGACCUACGUGAUGUAUUUGUGAACUUUAUGGUGGCCGGUCGUGAUACCACAGCAGUGGCUCUGACUUGGCAAUUCUACAGCUUGAUGGCGAACCCGCGGAUCAUGAAGAAUAUUGUUCAAGAGAUUGACACAGUCCUCAAGGGCUCAGAGGAUGCAAUCAAGUAUGAGGUUCUCAUGAACGAGAUGCCGUAUACCAAAGCCGUUUUUCACGAAACUCUUCGUCUCCACCCUCCUGUCCCCAAAAACUUCAAACAGGCUGUUGCAGACGAUGUCCUUCCCGAUGGCACGCGCGUCAAAAAAGGAGAUUUGAUUGGUUAUUCCAACUGGUGCUUGGGUCGCAAUAAGUCAGUUUGGGGUGUGGAUGCGGGCCUUUUUGUGCCGGAACGAUGGCUUGUGCCUGAUGAACAGGGUGGAUCUCCAUUCGGCAAGUUCAAACCCGAGAAUCCGUAUAAAUUCAUUACAUUCAAUGCCGGUCCUCGUCUGUGCCUUGGACAAACGUUUGCUAUUCUCGAAGCCAUGGCGACUACAUGCAUCUUGCUGCAGAGGUUCCAUUUCCAGCUAGUCCCUAACCAUCCUACACCCCAAGUCAAAGGAUCCGUUACAUUGCCCAUGAAAGACCCUUUAAUGACGAUUGUGACUAAAAGACAAAAUAUAGUCUUGUAG
Lobosporangium transversale is the source of this 1677-nucleotide messenger RNA. Its product is annotated as cytochrome P450. Bases 34 to 1677 code for a protein of 547 amino acids. The record is from RefSeq and is a predicted model, not a curated record. Gene Ontology annotation, molecular function: heme binding; oxidoreductase activity, acting on paired donors, with incorporation or reduction of molecular oxygen; iron ion binding. The transcript is spliced from 4 exons. NCBI's taxonomy places the organism in Eukaryota, Fungi, Mortierellomycota, Mortierellomycetes, Mortierellales, Mortierellaceae.